Messenger RNA from Sciurus carolinensis (gray squirrel), 2979 nucleotides. RefSeq names its product proteolipid protein 1 (gene Plp1). Gene Ontology annotation, cellular component: myelin sheath; plasma membrane. Bases 144 to 977 code for a protein of 277 amino acids. Gene Ontology annotation, molecular function: structural constituent of myelin sheath. Gene Ontology annotation, biological process: central nervous system myelination; axon development. The transcript is spliced from 7 exons. NCBI's taxonomy places the organism in Eukaryota, Metazoa, Chordata, Mammalia, Rodentia, Sciuridae. The record is from RefSeq and is a predicted model, not a curated record.
GAGAAGAGGACAAAGAUACUCAGAGAGAAAAAGUAAAGGACUGAAGAAGGAGACUGGAGAGACCAGGAUCCUUCCAGCUGAACAAAGUCAGCCGCAAAGCAGCCUAGCCAGCCGGCUACAGUUGGAUUCAGAGUCCCAAAGACAUGGGUUUGUUAGAGUGCUGUGCAAGAUGUCUGGUAGGGGCCCCAUUUGCUUCCCUGGUGGCCACUGGAUUGUGUUUCUUUGGGGUGGCACUAUUCUGUGGCUGUGGACAUGAAGCACUCACUGGCACAGAAAAACUCAUUGAGACCUAUUUCUCCAAAAACUACCAGGACUAUGAGUAUCUCAUCAAUGUGAUCCAUGCCUUCCAGUAUGUCAUCUAUGGAACUGCCUCUUUCUUCUUCCUUUAUGGAGCCCUCCUGCUGGCUGAGGGCUUCUACACCACCGGCGCAGUGAGGCAGAUCUUUGGCGACUACAAGACCACCAUCUGCGGCAAGGGCCUGAGUGCAACGGUAACAGGGGGCCAGAAGGGGAGGGGUUCCAGAGGCCAACAUCAAGCUCAUUCUUUGGAGCGGGUGUGUCAUUGUUUGGGAAAAUGGCUAGGACAUCCCGACAAGUUUGUGGGCAUCACAUAUGCCCUGACCGUUGUGUGGCUCCUGGUGUUUGCCUGCUCUGCUGUGCCUGUGUACAUUUACUUCAAUACAUGGACUACCUGCCAGUCUAUUGCCUUCCCCAGCAAGACCUCUGCCAGUAUAGGCAGCCUCUGUGCUGAUGCCAGAAUGUAUGGUGUUCUCCCAUGGAAUGCCUUCCCAGGCAAAGUUUGUGGCUCCAACCUUCUGUCCAUCUGCAAAACAGCUGAGUUCCAAAUGACCUUCCACCUGUUUAUUGCUGCAUUUGUGGGGGCUGCAGCCACACUGGUUUCCCUGCUCACCUUCAUGAUUGCUGCCACUUACAACUUCGCUGUCCUUAAACUCAUGGGCCGAGGCACCAAGUUCUGACGUUCCAUAAAAAUCCCCCUUUGUCUAAUAGCAAGGCUCUAACCACACAGCCAACAAUGCUGCGUCUCCCAUCUUAACUCUGCCUUUGCCACUGACUGGCCCUCUUCUUACUUGAUGAGUGUAACAAGAUAGGAGGGUCUUGCAGUGAUUAAUGUCUCACUGUGGACUCUCCCUCUCAUGGACCUCUUUUAGUCAUUUUCCUCCACAGCUGAUUCCUGCGAGAAAUGGGAAAUGCCCGAGAAGGUGACUCCCCAACUGCAAGUCACAAGGAAUGGAGGCUCGAAUUCAAUUUCUGUGUAACUCCUGAGGAUCAGUCAGAGCUUUCUUCUCAAAGGGCACUUCCACUGAUGGAAACAAAGUGGAAAGAAAGAUGCUCAGGUAGAGAGAAGGAAUGUCCUUGGUCCCCUUGCCAUCUAGAAGAGCCAAAUAUAUUCUCCUUGUGUAUAAAACAGGAAACUCACUCCUGUCUCCCUGUUACCACUGAUGAUAGAAGAAAAAAACAGCAAAACAAUAAGAGCGUUUGCCCAAAUCUGCCUGUUGCAGCUGGGAGAAGGGGGUCAAAGCAAGGAUCUUUCACCCUAGAAAGAGAGCACUGACCCUGAUGGUGAUGAACUCUUGAAGCCUUAACUCAGCCAACCUUACUUAUAGCAUAAGGGAGCGUAGUGACUGUGUAGACAAAGGGGGCAUCUGACCUUACACCUCAUUAGGAAGAGAAACAGGGUGUUGUUGGCAUCUUCGCACUCCUUUGUCCUUGAUAACAGCUACCAUGGCAACCCUGUGGUUUCCAAGGAGCUGAGAAUAGAAAGAAACUAGCUUAUGGAAAAAAGACUGGCCCAAGGAGCAGCAGUUGCUGUUGGCUAAUGGUGUAAUUCAAGAUGGCCCUCUGGUAGACACAGGAUAGAUAACUAUUUGGAUAGCAUGUCUUUUUUCUGUUAAUUAGUUGUGUACUCUGGCCUCUGUCAUAUCUUCACAAUGGUGCUCUUUUCAUGGGGUUUAUCCAUUCAGUCAUAGUAGAUGAUUUGAAGAUCUUGAUUUGUUUCAGAAUGAUGCACAUUUCACAGUUUCUGAUUUGCUUAUCACUUGUUUGGGGUUGUAUCUGAAAGGGUUGAAGAAUGAUUCUUGGAUUAUAAUUCCUUUAGAAAGAAAAAUUGAAGAGUAAGCAUAACAAAUGAUAUUUACAAUUGGCUAGUUGCUUGAUUCGGUUGGAAUUUUCUACAAGUAUUUUUCCAUUUGCAGAAACAGAUCUGAUGAAUCUGAACCUCAAUUUGAAUAACCUGUUUGAUUGUUCUUUCUAGCUAAUGGGAGAUGAUUUUACUUAGCAAUGUUAUCUUGGUGUGUUAAGAGUUAGGUUUAACAUAGAGGUUAUUUUCUUCUGGUAUAGAUCACAUAACAGAAUGUACCAGCUGCCCUCUAUUCAGUUGGUAAGCUUCCAUGGAAAAGGACAGACAGAAAAAGUUUAAACCUGAAUAGCUUCCAGAUUUUAGUCAUUUCCUGCUUUUGUUAACUUUGGGUAGAGAAACUUAUCUGAUUCGUCAUUAUUGAAAGGACAGUUUCCACUGUAGCUCUUUUGUUGUAAAGAGUUAUGUUGCUCUUUUCCCCAAAAGUCGUUUCAGCAAUGUUUAAGGAGAUUGAAGAUCUUUACAAAAAGACACUUGAUACUUGUUUUCAGACCAGUAUACAAGAUAAGCUUCCAGGCUGCAUACAGGUAGGAGAGGGAAAAGGUUCUGUAAGAAACCAAUCAAGAUCAAGGGAAGUGAAGUAAUCUGUACCUUGUGUUUUAUUUUGAUUUAAUAACAUAAGUAACCAACCAUCCCCUGAAAACCUCACAUGCAUACAUACACACAUGUACACACACAAAGAGAGUUAACUGAAAGUGUUUCCUUCAUUUCUGAUAUAGAAUUUCAAUUUUAACACACAUAAAGAAUAAACUUUUAGAAACUUAUCUUACAAAAUGUAUUUUAUAAAAUUAAAGAAAAUAAAAUUAAGAAUGUUCUCAAUCAAA